AUGCUGCCGCCCCCUCCGACAAACCUAUUCACUGGUGGCAGUUCUUCGAAAAAGUUCUCCGUUAGUCCAACCAAGCCAAGACAAGGCCACCUGUGUCAUUUGUGGGAAUCUUCGGAUGAGCUCCGGCUGUCCAGGCUAUAGCCACAUCUCUCUCGGUCUCGUCGGUUUCUUCGUCGAGCGCAACGUCAAGACUUCUCUGGAAGAGCUUGUUCAACAUUAGCUCAAUCUAUACGACAGCGACUUCCGAUGCUACCCGCCUUUCCCCUUCACCGCCUCGAUUAUGCUGCGCCGACGAGACGUGUUCCGCAACCUCGCUUUUCGGAUUCCCAAACAGGAGGUGGCUCGAAUCGCAGGAAUACUGCUCGGAAUCGACCAGGAUAUGUGGUAA
Molecule: messenger RNA, 388 nt
Organism: Microbotryum saponariae
Lineage: Eukaryota; Fungi; Basidiomycota; Microbotryomycetes; Microbotryales; Microbotryaceae
Source: the annotation of a GenBank genome assembly